Hypanus sabinus (Atlantic stingray) is the source of this 2047-nucleotide messenger RNA. Its product is annotated as protein shisa-6-like. NCBI's taxonomy places the organism in Eukaryota, Metazoa, Chordata, Chondrichthyes, Myliobatiformes, Dasyatidae. The coding region runs from base 290 to 2047 and encodes 585 amino acids. The transcript is spliced from 8 exons. Gene Ontology annotation, cellular component: AMPA glutamate receptor complex; postsynaptic membrane; postsynaptic density. Gene Ontology annotation, biological process: regulation of AMPA receptor activity; regulation of short-term neuronal synaptic plasticity. The record is from RefSeq and is a predicted model, not a curated record.
GGCGGAGUGGGAUCGGCGCUCAGCUCCACUCUCUCUCUCUCUCUCUCUCUCUCUCUCUCUCGUUUUCUCAUCUCGGUGCCAACGUGAGUACCACCAGGAGCGACCAGAGCGAACCGUGCACCGCGAUACCUCAAGCCGUCUGUUUCCUCGGCGGAUUGAAAGAUGCCUCGGCUCACGAGCAUGUGGGAGCUGAUCGUUAGCGGAGGGAUCGGGAAGCAGGGCAGGAGGAGCUAGUUUGUGCUUGGGGAGAGAUCGCUGGAGAGGGGACCGCGAAGACAGCAGCAAGGCGAUGCAGCACCUUCUUCUCUUCCUCGUCUACAUGGACCCACUGAACUUGCUGCUGUGCACAGGAAGGACCCGCAACAACAGGACGCUGGCCUCUCCCCGGCGUCAGGGGGGCUACACUUCCAAGGUGCAACAGAUCAAUACCACGGUGGUGGUGCCGGUUCUCCAGAUCAACAGGAUGAAGCCUUUGGUACUGCAGCACUCGGAGAAAUGCCGGGGUCAUUACGACGUGGCGGGUCAGUGGGACCCCGAUUUCGAAUGCAACAGGACUUCCUACAAUUACUGCUGCGGAACCUGCUACAUGCGCUACUGCUGCCAAGACAAAAACUACCGCCUGGAGCAAAACAGCUGCAAAAACUACGUGACACCCAAAGUGGAAAUCCAAGUCACCACCGACCCAGAUCGGGACGAACUGGAGAACGUGUACGAUCCGAGCAAGGACAAGACCAACAGCACGGUGUACAUUAGCUGCGGAGUAGUCGCCUUUGUAAUUAUUGCUGGUGUUUUUGCCAAAGUUGCAUACGAUAAAGCGACCCGACCUCCUCGUGAAAUGAACGUGUCUAGGGCCUUGGCAGAUAUUUUACGAAACCAGGGACCAAUCCCAGUGCCACACUUCGAGAGGGAGAAUAUGACAGCAAUAGAUGGAUCACCCAAGGAUAGCUCGCCUGUCAGAACCACCAAAAACCAUUUUACGCCAGUUCGAACAUCCAAGGGUAAUCAUGGGCUUUAUGGAAAGGAUUCAGGCACCAGUCAUGGCUAUCGCAGCGGAGGACCAGACUUGCAUAACUUCAUCUCUUCAGGAUUUGUGACACUAGGGCGAGGACAUCUCAAGGACUGUUUCCGAGAUUCUUUCCAAUAUUCCAAACCAGCAAGCCAUAAGGAAAAAAUUGCAUAUCUGGACUGGGAAGCCAAAAACGUUGAGAGGUUUCCCCAAAGAUACAGAGAACUUGGAUCCCUUGGUAACCAUCACCAUAAUUACAAUCACCUGGGGUUGAUCAGUCCCACUCAAACUCCCACUAAUGAAAAACCUCGGAUGAACAGUAUUCUUACUUCUGCGACCGAGCCAUAUGACCUGUCCUUCUCAAGGUCUUAUCAGAGUCUGUCACACCUUCCACCAUCGUACGAGUCUGCAGUCAAAUCUGACAUAAGCAAGUAUUCUUCACUAAAACGAUUAAGUGAGAAGGAGAUGGAUGAAUACUACAUGAAAAGAAGGCAUCUUCCAGACUUGGCAGCAAGAGGAACUCUGCCUCUCCAUGUUAUUAAAAUGAAUCAGGAACACAGUAACCAUAGGGAAAGGCCGAGGCGACCAGAGCGAGCCAUGUCACAGGACAGAGUCCUGUCCCCAGAGAGAGACAUGCCUCAAGAAUGUGUCUUGUCUUAUGAGCGCAUCCUAUCUGAUGAACAACUAUUGUCAGCUGAACGCCUUCAGUCCCAGGAUCCUCUACUCUCUCCAGACAAAGUUAUGUCCCUCAAACGCUCCGCAUUCCGUGAGAAGGCCAUGUCCAGGGCUUUGUCUCAAUCCCACACAGAUGUCUUUGUAUCUACACCCAUCUUAGAUCGUUAUAAGAUGACAAAAAUGCACUCACAUCCCAGUGCCUCAAACUCUUCGUCCAAUACCUUAAGUACAAAUCAGACGAAUCACACUGCUGCUAAGCGACAUGCCUUUGCUUCACGUCGGCACAACACAGUGGAACAGCUCCACUAUAUCCCAGGACAUCACCGUAAUUACCAUACAGCCAGCAAAACAGAAGUGACUGUUUGA